AUGCGCCGUGGGUGCGGAAGGCGCGGGGCGGCCAUGGCGUCAGGGUGCCGCGUCGGCCCGUCCAUCCUCAACAGCGACCUGGCGGCGCUGGGUGCGGAGUGCGUCCGCAUGCUGGACUGCGGGGCUGACUACCUGCACCUGGAUGUAAUGGACGGGCACUUCGUCCCCAACAUCACGUUCGGGCACCCGGUGGUGGAGAGCCUGCGCCAUCGCCUGGGCCAGGCGCCCUUCUUCGAUAUGCACAUGAUGGUUGCCAAACCAGAGCAGUGGGUAAAACCAAUGGCUGUGGCAGGUGCAAACCAGUACACCUUUCAUCUAGAAGCUACAGACAAUCCAGGGGCAUUAAUCAAAGACAUUCGAGAAAAUGGAAUGAAGGUUGGUUUAGCUAUCAAACCAGGGACUACAGUUGAAUAUUUAGCACCAUGGGCCAACCAGAUAGAUAUGGCAUUGGUGAUGACAGUGGAACCUGGAUUUGGAGGGCAGAAGUUUAUGGAAGAUAUGAUGCCAAAGGUUCAGUGGCUAAGAACACAGUUUCCUUCCUUGGACAUUGAAGUGGAUGGUGGAGUUGGGCCUGACACCAUCCAUAAGUGUGCAGAGGCAGGGGCAAAUAUGAUUGUGUCUGGCAGUGCCAUCAUGAAGAGCACAGAUCCUCGGUCUGUGAUUAACCUGCUAAGGAACGUGUGUUCGGAAGCUGCUCAGAAGCGCAGCCUGGACCGAUGAGAUCAGCUCAAGCCAUGUUUAAGUUUCCUUGCGUACAAGAGAACGUUCACCUCCGUUGUGCAUGAGGGGCCAGAGAGACACUAAACUGGAAGCGUGGUGCUGCUGAACUGAGGAAUCAUUCCUUUACUGCAAUGAAGCAAGCAGCAGAGUAAAAUGUUACAACUGCUGUGCCAGGGCUGGAAAUGCAAUGUAUAAAUAUUAUCACUUUAAUUUCCUGGAGAUUAAUUUUAUAGCACAUGCUAUAACUGAUUGGACAAACAAUUCAGUCAGUUUUUGCUUGAAAGAAAUGCGAGGGAUAAUGCAUACAAGCUGUGGUGGAAGAUUAAAGAAACUGCCUGGUGCGCCGUGUGUUUCAUCAUAUAAUUUGUGCAUUCCUAUGAAACUUUUUUUCAGUGUUUGAAAUAAACACACUUUUACUGGUGUGGUAAGUUCCA
This is a messenger RNA of Gavialis gangeticus (Gharial), 1154 nucleotides long. RefSeq names its product ribulose-5-phosphate-3-epimerase (gene RPE). Gene Ontology annotation, cellular component: cytosol. Gene Ontology annotation, molecular function: D-ribulose-phosphate 3-epimerase activity; metal ion binding. The record is from RefSeq and is a predicted model, not a curated record. The transcript is spliced from 6 exons. The coding region runs from base 1 to 720 and encodes 239 amino acids. Gene Ontology annotation, biological process: carbohydrate metabolic process; pentose-phosphate shunt, non-oxidative branch; pentose-phosphate shunt. NCBI's taxonomy places the organism in Eukaryota, Metazoa, Chordata, Crocodylia, Gavialidae.